Messenger RNA from Prunus persica (peach), 2431 nucleotides. RefSeq lists its product as uncharacterized. The record is from RefSeq and is a predicted model, not a curated record. The coding region runs from base 27 to 2201 and encodes 724 amino acids. Lineage: Eukaryota; Viridiplantae; Streptophyta; Magnoliopsida; Rosales; Rosaceae. The transcript has a single exon.
AAAACCAAACCCCUCCACUCGACAUAAUGAAGUCCUUCUGCGUUUGUUUUCUUUGUCUGGUAAUGUCAAAAAAACGUCAGCUCCUACGCAGAAAAUCUCAAACAUAUCCACUUCCACCACCGCCACCCCCACUACUGUCUUUCUAUCCACGAAAUCAAUCCACCUUAAAGCCAUCACCUUCAUCUUCAAGUUUUUCGCAACUCUCACCAAUCACAAUGAACCACCCCAAAGGCACUGUCGUCUUCUCCACUGUUGGCAGGCCCCACUACGGCUUCGACCUUUUCUCACUGCCCCUCCACUUCUCCUCCAAUAAUCUCGCCCUAGAGCACCGCCUCUCCGACGGUAUUUCCGUCAACUUCAACGCCCAAUUUGCCAACGACGAUCCCCACUCCGUCGUCUUCAUCUCCGAGAGAACAGGGUUGCCCGCCAUUUACUUAACCCGACCCGGACUCCCCACCCCCAAACUCUUACACUCCGAACCCGGAAGCCUCUUCCACGACCGCCCCAUCCUCAAAAACGACAUCCUCUACUUCAUCUCAGCUCACCAACACCCCAAUCGACCCUUCAAGUCCUGGUCUGCUCUCUACUCCACUACCACCACACUCCUCCUCGAUGAAGAUCAAAACCAAAACCCCAAAACCACCCGAUUGACUCCUUCUGACUCCGUCGAUUACAGUCCCGCCAUUUCUCAAUCCGGCCAAUUCAUCGCCGUUGCGUCCUACGGCUCUCGUCCCUGGGACGGUGAGUUUCACCACCUCAAUACCGAUAUUGUCGUCUUCCGAGCAUUGCAGCCCAGCAAGCGUGUACUCGUCUGUGAGCGAGGUGGCUGGCCCACCUGGUCCGGCGAUGCCGUCAUCUAUUUUCACCGCCAAGAUGACGACGGCUGGUGGAGCAUUUUCCGGGUCGAUUUCUCCCAAGAUCUCGAGUCUUCUUCCCGGUACCCGAUCACUCCCACUCGGGUCACUCCCUCCGGGCUCCACUGCUUCACUCCGGCCGCUCUCCACGACGGCAAGCAAAUCGCCGUCGCCACUCGUCGGACCGAAAAGAAUUUCCGGCACAUUGAGCUCUUCGACGUCGAAUCAAAGACUUUUCGUCAGGUGACCGAGAACCUGAACCCGAACUUCCACCAUUACAACCCGUUUGUUUCUACCAAUUCCCAGUUUCUCGGGUACCACCGAUUCCGCGGUGAGUCAACCCAGUGGGGGGAGACGACGAUUCCUUAUCUCGAGCCAGUUUCGUCUCCGAUCAAACAACUCCAGAUGCUGAGGAUUCACGGUUCGUUCCCAACCUUCUCUCCGAAGGGCGAUCUCAUCGCGUUUAAUCAUGAUUUCAAUGCCGACGCCGGCAUCAAGAUCGUCAAAUCCGACGGCUCAAAGCGUUGGAAUUUGAUCAAGGACCGUGCAGCGUUCUACAACGCCUGGAGCCCCACAGAGAAACACGUCAUUUUUACCUCGCUGGGCCCAAUCUUCCAGUCGGCAAAAACAACGGUCCAGAUUGCACGAGUUGAAUUUAACCCGUCUGAUCUGGACGGUGAUAAAGAGGAGAUCCCAUGCAAUGUCAAGAUAUUGACUAAAGAGGACACAGGGAACAACGCCUUCCCUUCGUGCUCCCCAGACGGCAAGUCGUUGGUAUUCCGCUCCGGUCGGACGGGCCACAAGAACCUCUACAUUAUUGACGCCGUUAACGGCGAGUUUAAUGGUGAUGCUCGUCGGUUAACGGAGGGCCAGUGCAUUGAUACAAUGCCCAGCUGGUCACCGAAAGGAGACCUCAUUGCUUUCUCAUCGAACAGACACAACCCGGAUGAUGUUGCGGUGUUCGGCAUUUACGUCAUCAAACCGGACGGUUCGGGUUUGAGGAGGGUCCACGCCGCCGGAGAUGACGUGGAGAGGGAGAGGAUCAACCACGUGUGCUUUAGUAAGGAUGGGGAGUGGCUGUUGUUCACUGCGAAUUUGGGAGGCGUGACGGCCGAGCCGGUGUCGCUGCCGAAUCAGUUUCAGCCGUACGGGGACUUGUACGUGGUGAGAUUGGACGGGAGUGGGCUGAGGAGGCUGACGUGGAAUGGAUACGAGAAUGGGACGCCAGCGUGGCUUGAGGGUGAUGAGGUGGUGGACAUGGGGCGUUUGCGUUUGGAAAAUGAAGUUGGAGGAGAUAAGCUCAAGGGUCGGUUUGAAGAACCUCUUUGGAUCUCUUGCGACUUCUAGAACUUAGUUUUUUUGAAUAAAUAGUUUGUCGUUUGGAGUUGGUGGUCAAAAUAGAAACGUAAGGCAUAUUAUCUCUCAAAACUGAAUAAAUCGUUUUGAAUAAAUAGUUUGUAGUUUGUUCGUUUGGUAAAUUUUUUUAUUAAAAGUGUUAUAGGUAUUGAUUUCCGUAUAAUUAUUAAACUCAACAUCUCUUCAAAACUGAUUCAUGCAUAAUCAGAAAAUAAAAACAU